AUAUCCAGAGGGGGGAAAAGGAUGGAAAAUGCAGAUGCUGCAUGUAGAUAUGCAAUAGCUCCCAAACCUCUGGAGAGAGAGAAAGACAGACCUGGGAGAAAAAGAAUGUCAGAGAGGCAGAAGGAAAGAACAAAAGCAACAGUGAUUAGUACAGAACCUGGCAACUCUGCAGAGAAGAGACACAUAGUCGUCCUCGCUUAUCUACCAAUGUCACUAUUUCCAGGGUUUAUCCGGGGUUUACAGAAGAUGACUCUGAAGAUCGGGACGCUCUCUAUACUCAUGGAUUCUUUUUCUACGUCUACCACGCCACUCAUCGUCCACCAGAACCUGAGGAUCAACUCUUCUGAGCAUUCAUGUCACUGGCCAAACAACAGCACCUCGGCAUCCGCCAAAUCUUCAAGUUUGGUGGUGUCCUGCUUCACUAUGAUUUUUGGCACCAUCUCCAACCUCACAGCUCUUGGCAUCCUGGCUAAGUCUCGUGUGCGAUUCCGCCGUCGAUCCAAAGCCCCAUUUCUGCUACUGACAGUGGCUUUACUUUUGGCUGACCUUGCAGGUCAUGUGAUACUAGGUGCAUUUGCCUUGUAUCUGCACAUAGCUAAGAUGAAUAAAAUAGAGGCUGGGGAGCCCACUACAGAGUUCUGUAAGAUUUUUGGGGCAAGUAUGGUGUUUUUUGGCUUAUGCUCUUUACUGCUGGGUUGUGCUAUGGCAGUGGAGCGCUGUGUGGCCAUCACUCAGCCUUUUUUCCAUUCUGCUAUGAUCACAUUGCGUCACAUGUGGCGAGUUGUGUUACUUCUGUCCUCUCUUGCACUCGUGCUGGCAGUUCUACCACUAUUUGCUGUGGGCACUUACACUACCCAGUCACCUGGAACGUGGUGUUUCUUGCGUAUCUGUGAUCCACAAUCUAAAGCGGAUACCAAUGUGGCUCUGGCCUUCUCUGUUGUGGGCCUCAGUGCACUGACUUUUGCCCUACUCUGCAACAUCGUGAGUGCCCUGGCAUUGCUGCAUGCCAGAUUGAAGUCUCACAAUGUUGACGCAAAAUCAUCAGUUCGCAGCCUUCGUCGUUCAUCGUCAACGUCUUCCUCAGCGGUUUGUUCGCUGGAUGUGGAGAUGUUGGCACAAUUGGCAGGGAUCACUGUCGUUUCUUGUGUAUGCUGGAGCCCCUUUCUUGUUCACAUUCUCGCGAUGCAGAUCAGCCAGAAAACCUGGACACACAAGAAGGAUGGGUUCAUCCUCCUGGGCUUACGCAUGGCUAUCUGGAAUCAGAUCUUGGAUCCUUGGGUUUACAUCUUACUGAGGAAGACAGUGGUUUUCAGACUUUGUUGUGCUUUCUACAGACAGAGACCCACAAUGAAAGAAAAUAGCUUCUUUGCAGACACACAUGGGGAAGCUUUCAUUCUGCAAUGACCAUUUUGACCUUGGACUUUUUCUUAUAUGGUCGAAUCAUUUAUUGUGUGGUGUGAAAUUUUUUUAGAAUUUUCUGUUUUGUUUUCAACGAAGUUUAGU
Molecule: messenger RNA, 1503 nt
Organism: Pungitius pungitius (ninespine stickleback)
Lineage: Eukaryota; Metazoa; Chordata; Actinopteri; Perciformes; Gasterosteidae
Gene: ptger1c
Product: prostaglandin E receptor 1c (subtype EP1)
Exons: 3
Coding region: 22-1404 (460 amino acids)
Biological process (GO): adenylate cyclase-activating G protein-coupled receptor signaling pathway; inflammatory response; positive regulation of cytosolic calcium ion concentration
Cellular component (GO): plasma membrane
Molecular function (GO): thromboxane receptor activity; prostaglandin E receptor activity
Source: RefSeq, a predicted model, not a curated record